AUGUCGGCGGUCAACCGGAUCCGCGGCGCCUUCGCGGUGCCGCGGAAAGGAGAGACCUUUGAGCUCCGCGCGGGGCUGGUUUCCCAGUAUGCGUACGAGCGGAAGGAGGCUAUCCAGAAGACCAUCAUGGCCAUGACGCUGGGGAAGGACGUGUCGGCUCUCUUCCCAGACGUCCUGAAGAACAUUGCCACAGGCGACCUCGACCAGAAGAAGCUGGUCUAUCUUUAUCUGAUGAAUUACGCCAAGUCCCAUCCCGAUCUGUGUAUCCUGGCCGUCAACACCUUCGUACAAGACUCGGAGGACCCCAACCCUCUCAUCAGGGCAUUGGCAAUCCGGACGAUGGGCUGCAUUCGCGUUGACAAGAUGGUCGAUUAUAUGGAAGAGCCUCUGCGGAAAACGUUGCGAGACGAGUCACCCUACGUGCGAAAGACGGCAGCCAUCUGCGUCGCCAAACUCUUCGACUUGAACCCCACGAUGUGCAUAGAGAAUGGAUUCCUCGAGACCCUGCAAGAGCUGAUCGGCGACCCCAACCCGAUGGUGGUGGCCAACUCCGUCCAGGCUCUUUCCGAGAUCACAGAAACGGCUCCCGAGACCUCUGCGUUGGUCGUCACCGCCGCGACGCUGAAGAAGCUCCUCAUGGCGCUCAACGAGUGCACCGAGUGGGGGAGAGUCACCAUCCUCACGACGCUCGCCAACUACCAGCCGGUCGAUGUGAAGGAGUCGGAGCACAUCUGCGAAAGGGUCGCGCCGCAGUUCCAACACGUCAACCCCAGCGUGGUGCUUGCGGCGGUCAAGGUGGUCUUUAUCCACAUGAGGAUCAUCGGGCAGGACCACGUGAGGUCAUAUCUUAAGAAGAUGGCGCCUCCAUUGGUCACCCUGGUUUCAUCUGCCCCCGAGGUCCAGUAUGUUGCGCUGAGGAACAUCGACCUCCUUCUUCAAGCAAAGCCCGACAUUCUUAGCAAGGAGCUUCGCGUUUUCUUCUGCAAGUACAACGACCCGCCGUACGUCAAGCUUCAGAAGCUCGAGAUCAUGGUCCGGAUAGCAAACGAGAAGAACUUUGAACAGCUGUUGGCCGAGCUGAAGGAAUAUGCACUCGAGGUCGACAUGGACUUUGUGCGGAGGGCGAUCAAGGCCAUCGGCCAGGUCGCAAUCAAGAUUGAGAAUGCGAGCGAGAAGUGUGUCAACGCCCUGCUCGAUCUCAUCUCUACGAAAGUCAACUACGUAGUACAGGAGGUUAUCGUGGUCAUCAAGGACAUACUGCGGAAGUACCCAGGCUAUGAGGGUGUUAUCCCGACGCUUUGCAAAUACAUCGACGAGCUGGACGAGCCGGAAGCGCGCGGCUCAUUGAUCUGGAUCGUGGGCGAGUAUGCCGAGAAGAUUACAAACGCCGACGAGAUCCUGUCAACGUUUGUGGACGGGUUCAUGGAGGAGUUUACUCAGACGCAACUGCAGAUCCUGACCGCGGUCGUCAAGCUGUUCCUCAAGAAGCCCAGCAACACGCAAGGCCUGGUGCAGAAGGUGCUUCAGGAGGCUACGGCGGAUAACGAUAACCCGGACAUCAGAGACCGAGCUUACGUCUAUUGGCGUCUGCUGUCCGGCGAUCUCGACAUCGCCAAGAACAUCGUCCUCUCCCAAAAGCCCGCCAUCACCACAACCAUGACCUCGCUGCCGCCGGCCCUGCUCGAGCAGCUGCUGACGGAGCUCUCGACCCUGGCCUCGGUCUACCACAAGCCGCCCGAGUCCUUCGUCGGCAAGGGCCGCUUCGGCGCCGACGAGAUCCAGCGCGCCGCCAUCCAGGAGCAGCGCCAGAACGCCGCCGACAACCCCAUCGCCGCCUCGGUCGCCAAGGAGGGCGCCGGCGGCCAGCAGGGCGGCGCCGGCGGCGCCGGCGGCGGCAACAUCGAGAACCUGCUCGACAUCGACUUUGACGGCGCGGCGCCGGCGAGCGCCGAGCAGAACCCCACGGGCACGCCGGACCGCGUGGCGUCGCCGGCGGGCGGCGGCAUGGCGGACAUGAUGGGCUUGUUCGAUGCGCCGCCGCCGCCGCCUGCGCAGCAGCCGCAGACGAUGGGGGGCAGCGGCCAGAACGGCACCGCGGCGACGAUGAUGGGCGGCAGCGGGAUGAACGACAUCAUGAGCGGGUUCGCGGGCAUGGACCUCUCGGGCACGAGCGCUCCGCCGCCGCCUGGGGUGCAGCUCCAGCAGCAGCAGCAGCAGCAGCAGCAGCAGCAGCAGCAGCAGCAGAACAAGCCUAGCAGUGGCGGGGAUGACUUGUUGGGUCUGUUCUAA
This is a messenger RNA of Thyridium curvatum, 2289 nucleotides long. RefSeq lists its product as uncharacterized. Gene Ontology annotation, molecular function: clathrin binding. The transcript has 5 exons. Gene Ontology annotation, cellular component: membrane coat. Gene Ontology annotation, biological process: vesicle-mediated transport; intracellular protein transport. The record is from RefSeq and is a predicted model, not a curated record. Lineage: Eukaryota; Fungi; Ascomycota; Sordariomycetes; Thyridiales; Thyridiaceae. The coding region runs from base 1 to 2289 and encodes 762 amino acids.